This is a messenger RNA of Coffea eugenioides, 750 nucleotides long. Its product is annotated as NDR1/HIN1-like protein 13. Bases 1 to 750 code for a protein of 249 amino acids. NCBI's taxonomy places the organism in Eukaryota, Viridiplantae, Streptophyta, Magnoliopsida, Gentianales, Rubiaceae. The record is from RefSeq and is a predicted model, not a curated record. The transcript has a single exon.
AUGGGGGAGCUGGUGCCACCGGUAGGGGACGGGAACGAUGACCCUCCCUUGCAUCCCUCGCCAAAACAUCCGCGUCCUAGCUCGCCGGAGAAGCCAUCUGAAACCUACGUUGUCCAAAUCCCUAGGGAUCAAGUUUACCGCGUACCAGCACCUGAAAACUCCCACAUUUCCGACAAUUACCAAAGCCCUUCUCGUGAUAACAAAAACAGAUGUGGUGGACGUUGGACUUUAAUAUUUCUUGCCAUCAUGCUAGUUGGAUUUGGCAUCUUUGUCACCAUUCACAUUUUAGCGAAGCCUAAAUCCCCUGAAUUUUCCGUAAUUCAUUUCCAUAAAAAGAAUUUGAAAGCCUCAAAUCAUCAUUCCAGUGUUCCUGAAUAUGAAAUCUUGUUACAAGUUGACAAUCCAAAUCAGAACAUGGAAGUCCAUUAUGGAGUUGGAAAUGUGACCCUUAGUUUUAAGGGCCACAAGAUUGCUAGUGGUGGAUAUCCAUUGCUUCAACAAGAAGCAGGGAAGCCUAUUAAGGUUGAUGAAACCCUGUAUGGUAGAAAGGAAGCAUUACCUGGUUGGGUUGCAAGAAGCAUGAAUGGCACAAGUCCCAAGUCCCUGAUUUUGAAUAUUGAUGUGCCUAUUGAAAUUGAAACAUGGGGGAAGGAUUUGAAGAAAGAACUCAUUGUUGGAUGUGAUCUGCAGGUAAAUACCUUAGGCGAAGGUGCAAAAAUUUUAUCUCAAAAUUGUGGAACAGAUUUUUAG